Molecule: messenger RNA, 1860 nt
Organism: Theobroma umbraticum
Lineage: Eukaryota; Viridiplantae; Streptophyta; Magnoliopsida; Malvales; Malvaceae
Cellular component (GO): membrane
Molecular function (GO): protein binding
Source: RefSeq, a predicted model, not a curated record
AUGGCAGCCAGAAUAUCUGAUGUCAGGAUUGAUGUCAAUGCCACUAGUUCACCAUCAAACUCUCCAGGAGCGGGUAAUGGAGUUGAGGUUGGAAAUUCAACUUUAGAUCAAUUAGAUGGGCUUGUGCCAGAUCUGUAUUUGUUUACAAAUGAAGGAAGAAUAAGCUAUAUAACGUAUGGUGUGCCCCUUUAUCAAGCUGCGAUGAAGGGCGCUGUUGACGAAGUCGGUCGAAUUAUAGGACAAAACAAACAGGCGUUGCGGCAGAGUAUAACAGAAGGAAGGGAAACUGUUCUUCACAUUGCUGCAUUAGGAAAACAAGUUCAGUUGGUAGAGAAAUUGGUGGAAUGGAUAAAUGCUCAAGGCUUGCAAGUCGCACUGCGUCUUAGGAACACAGAUGGAAACACUGCUCUUUCUUACGCUGCGAUAUCUGGAAUAGUUCCACUUGCGGAGCUUAUGGUUAAUGAGGAUCAAGGCUUGCCCAAAAUUCGAAAUAAUGCAAGAGUGACUCCGCUUCAUUUAGCUGCUUUGUUAGGACACAGAGACAUGGUGAAGUAUCUCUAUGAACACACUGAUGCUGAUUUGACCGAUGCAGAACGACAUGGAAUAUUUAUUAUAUGCAUUAGAACUGGUCUAUACGAUGUAGCCUUUGACCUGCAAAACAAGGAACCAAAACUAGCUACAAAACGAGGUUCAAAUCAGGAGACAGCUUUGCACGUGCUUGCUCAAAAGCCUUUAUUGUUUUCUGUAAAUGAAAAUCGACUAGGAAUAUAUAGCAGAAUAAUCAGUCGUUCAGGGAUGGAUCAUGAUAGUUUGAAGCUUGAUCAGGCUCUUCAGCUUGUCAAGAGCCUCUGGGAAAAAGUAUUGCAGCAAAAUCAUGAGCAGAUGUGGUCUCUUGUUGAGCAUCCUACAGUACUAAUGCUGGAUGCAGCGCAGUCAGGAAACGUAGAGUUUUUAGUUCAGCUUAUCAACCUUUAUCCGGACCUGAUUUGGAGAGUAAAUAGUCAAAACCAGAGUAUAUUUCAUCACGCCAUUUUAUAUCGUCAUGAGAGUAUUUUCAGUCUGAUCCACGAGAUAGGUUCAAUCAAGGAUUUGAUAGCAACUUAUGAAGAUGACAACAAAAACAACAUGCUGCACUUAGCGGCACGGUUACCGCCUCAAGAUCGACUCAAGAUUGUAUCAGGAGCGGCUCUUCAAAUGCAGAGAGAGCUCUUGUGGUUUCAGGAGGUGGAAAGUUUGGUGCAGCCUUCCUGUAGAGAACAGAGAAAUAAUGAAAACUUUACACCCUGGGAAUUGUUCAUGGAGCAACACAAAGGUUUGAUGAAAGAAGGGGAAGAAUGGAUGAAAAAAACGGCUGAAUCAUCGCUGAUGGUCCCAACACUAAUUGCCACUGUAACGUUCGCCAGCAUCUUUACUGUCCCAGGUGGUUCAAAAGAUAAUUCAGGGGAACCUAACUUCCUGCGGAGAAUGUCCUUCCUGGUGUUUGUCACAUCAGACGCAAUGGCGCUGUUCUCGGCUUUGGCUUCAAUCCUGAUGUUCUUAUCCAUCCUCACUUCACGUUACAAGGAGCAUGACUUCAUCAAGCGAUUACCAUUCAUGUUGAUGAUUGGGCUGGCAACCUUCUUCAUGUCCAUCGGUAGCGUAAUAGUAGCUUUCAGUGCCACCGUGUUCAUAAUUUAUUACCAUGGACAUCUCUGGGUCCCUGCAGCCAUCGCCACUUUAGGCUCUGUGCCAAUUUCUUUGUUUGCUUCCCUGAACUUACCUCUUUUUAUUGAUGUAUGGAAUUCAACUUACGAUUCAAGGUCCCUGUUUCAUCCUCGGAAUAAGCUUUUCAAGCAGCCCUAUCACAUCACUUCUCCUUGA